This is a messenger RNA of Drosophila subobscura, 812 nucleotides long. It is a transcript of the gene Naa20A, whose product is annotated as N-alpha-acetyltransferase 20. The transcript has 5 exons. Gene Ontology annotation, molecular function: protein-N-terminal amino-acid acetyltransferase activity. Gene Ontology annotation, biological process: N-terminal peptidyl-methionine acetylation. Bases 110 to 637 code for a protein of 175 amino acids. Gene Ontology annotation, cellular component: NatB complex. The record is from RefSeq and is a predicted model, not a curated record. Lineage: Eukaryota; Metazoa; Arthropoda; Insecta; Diptera; Drosophilidae.
GUUUAGGUUUUCGCAUCUCUAUCAGAUGUUGGUCUGAAAAGUAUACUUGGUAAAUAUUAACAUCAUUCGAUUAGAUAAAUACGGCGAGACAUCAAUUCAAUUAGUGAGAAUGACUACGCUGCGACCAUUCACCUGUGACGAUCUUUUUAAAUUCAACAAUGUGAAUUUUGACCCACUUACGGAAACCUACGGACUGUCGUUCUAUACGCAGUACCUGGCGAAGUGGCCGGAGUACUUUCAGCUGGCCGAGUCCCCCAGUGGUCAAAUAAUGGGAUACAUUAUGGGAAAAGUGGAGGGACACCUAGACAACUGGCACGGACAUGUGACGGCUCUAACUGUGUCGCCCGACUACAGGAGGCUCGGUCUAGCUGCACUCCUGAUGAAUUUUUUGGAAGACAUAUCGGAAAAGAAGCGGGCGUACUUUGUUGACCUGUUUGUGCGCAAGAGCAACCAGGUGGCCAUUAAUAUGUACAAGAACCUAGGCUACAUCAUUUACCGCACCAUACUAGAAUAUUAUUCGGGCGAUCAAGACGAGGAUGCAUAUGAUAUGCGAAAGGCCUUGUCGAGGGAUGUCAACAAGAAAUCGGUGAUACCGUACACGCAGCCUGUACGAUUGGAAGAUAUUGAUAUGAAUUGAUCCUUUUAUUAGUAUUUAGAUAUAAUUCGUAAAUAAUCUAAGUUUUACUCUGCUAGUCUGGUUGUAACAAGAAAUUAUAUCCCAUUCACUGCUUGCAAACCUACAAUGAGAUCCCACAAAAACUUUUGUUUAAUACCUCUUGACUUUUCAAACAUUAAAUUGUAUUUUAAAUUAC